AUUGAAAGUCGAGUGUGGGUGGUGACGGUGGCGGCCGCGCAUACGCGACGAAACUGAAUGAAUCGUUCCCAUUGAAGAGUGGAGCGCGAUUCAGUAGUGCGGUGACAACGUCGGGACCAGCAUCAGCCCGCGAAGGGAGUCUAUGACCCCGUUUCGUGCAACUCGCAAGCUCGGUGGACGAGUCGCGUGUGAGGGGAAGAAAGUGUUACAAGCGUGUGAGGUGUGAUUAGUUCGGGCCAAUACGGGCACACCUCGUGAGGGUCAACCCAGCCUAAUUGCUACCUAUUGUGCGCGACCGCGAGCUGUGAGUGACAGACGACAAAUUAUCGAAAACGUAUCGAUAGAACUGCAAAGACUUCUCAAUCCAGAUGAGAAGAUCAAGCUACCGAUCGUACUCAACCGAGCGAUUCGCCACACAUCCACGCUCAAAAUCCAGCCAAUGUAAUCCGUUCAACCGUAACCACACGACGAACGGCUCCAGUGAAUGUGUUUUGCAUAAAACCUGUUGUGCCGACCUAUUCAAACACGAUCGCCGUUCUGAAGAGGUUGUAGUCAUUUGAGGCCGACAAAGCGUUCGCAAUGGCUGUGUUCGGACUGGUCUCGUCGGUGGCCGGAUUCAUCAAGGUCCGGUACCUGAUCGACAAGGCCAUCAUCGACAACAUGGUGUUCCGGUGUCACUAUCGGCUGACCAGUGCCAUACUGUUUCUCAGCUGUGUGCUGGUGACGGCGAACAAUUUGAUUGGUGAUCCGAUUUCGUGCAUCAACGACGGCGCUAUUCCCGGCCACGUGAUCAACACGUACUGCUGGAUCACGUAUACUUUCACGCUGCCCGGCCAGCAUGGUCGCCAGAUUGGCACGGCCGUGGCCCAAUCCGGACUUGGAAACGAGCACAACCAGGAGCGGACGUACCAUAGCUACUACCAGUGGGUGCCGUUCAUGCUGUUCUUCCAGGGAAUCCUGUUCUACAUGCCCCACUGGAUCUGGAAGAACUGGGAGGAGGGUCGCAUGCGGCUCAUCUCGGACGGACUCCGCGGAACGAUGACCCUGGGCCAGGAGGAACGCAAGGGACGCCAGUCCCGACUGGUUCGCUACCUGAUAGAGAGCAUGAAGACGCACAAUAGCUACUCCGUUGGAUACUUUAUCUGCGAGGCACUCAAUUUUGUCAACGUCGUUGGCAACAUCUUUUUCGUGGACAAGUUCCUCGGCGGUGCGUUCAUGACGUACGGUUCGGAUGUGCUCAAGUUCAGCGAGCUCGACCAGGAGAACCGCUCGGAUCCGAUGAUUGAGGUCUUCCCUCGCGUAACCAAGUGUACGUUCCACAAGUACGGAGCUUCCGGUAGCAUCCAGAAGCACGAUGCCCUCUGCGUGCUUGCGCUGAACAUCCUCAACGAGAAAAUCUACAUCUUCUUAUGGUUCUGGUUCAUCAUCCUGUCGGUGCUGUCCGGCCUGGCGAUCCUGUACUCGGCCGCCAUCGUGAUGAUGCCGACGACGCGCGAAGCCGUCCUGAAGCGUCGCUUCCGGUCGGCGAGCUCGUCCCAAAUCGAGAACCUGAUCCGCCGGAUCCAAAUCGGAGACUUCCUGAUGCUGCACCUGCUCGGGCAGAACAUCAACGUGACGUCGUACUGCGAGGUGCUCCAGACGCUGGUCGGCGUCAUGGACGAGGAACGGCCGGGCGACACCCCGUCCGCACCGUCCACCCUCGAAAUGGCCCCAAUCUAUCCGGAAAUUGGAAAAUUCGGCAAGGAAAAAAGCGCUGCACCAGGAAUACGAAGCAUAGGACACAGUGUGUGUGUGUGUAGGCCACAGAGCAAGAAGUGAAAUUUUAACGCAAAUUUCAGAAAACUAGAGUUUGAGUGUGCAUGAUCGAGAAAGAGAAAGAGAGAACGAGAUAGGGAAGUUAGUGGUAGUCGGUGCAAGAAUGUGAACGUACGUGUAGUGUGUUUUCCGAAUCAACAAGUGCAACUAGCGAGCGACGACACAUUCCCAGCUUCCGGAACUAGAAGAAGGACCAAACGCACGAGAGUAGUGUGCACGGAAACCAAUGUUUGCAUAUGUUUGUGUGUGUUUGGAACUCACGAAGCCUUCCAGUUUUACGAAAAGAAGUGAUCGUUUUUUAAGCGAUCCGUCGAAGGACUACUACUGUUCAGGUUGUGCGAUUUCUUCCGGAACACCAAAUCACUGUCAAAAUCGAAUCAAUCGUAGGAAAUGACAAGACUGUCUCUUUUAAAACUUAUAUAUUUUUUAAACGCUGCGUAACAAAAAUGCCUAGCCUAUAGAGUGGAACUACUUCAGAUUUUAGUUUAUUUUUGGAUCAAAAUUUACUGUUUACCUUCUAAACUUAUACACAGCAAGUAGAGUAUUAAAAAUUUAUCGAAAAAGCCGACCCUCAUCGUGAUAGUAUGAAUAAUUGAUAAACACACUCGAAAAAGAAAAAAAACAAGUGAGAGAACGGAGAUAGAGAAGCUCGACCCCCCUUCCAGGGGGAACAAUAUUUUCAAAUUGCCAUACAAUAUAAGACACAAACACACACAUACAUACAAGCGAAAGCACAGACACACACUAACACUGAGACAGGAGCAGAAUUAAUUAAAAAAAAAACAAUAGGCUAGAAUGAAACGCGAUACAAAACACGUGCAACUCAAUACACAAGAAUCUUCGUUAGUGCUCAAAAAAAUUACAAUCAUCCGUAGAGUCAUUAGGAAACAUUUAUCAAUCGAAUUUCACACACGUCACGCACACUAACACGAUUUCGAAACAGUUUAAUGCAACCAUUCGCGAGUAACCUCAUCUCAAAUUUUAGAAAAAAAGGAAAGCUAAAUUUCAUCAUGCAUUUUAAUUUGUAACGAAUUUGUUUUUAUUUUAAAUAAUCAUCAUUGCAUCGGUAGAGACGAAAACAACUCCCAACUUAUUUUUUCCCUUGUUUUAGUAGAUAGAACAAUUUUAAAAAAUUGCAAAACGAGCGUUUAGUGAGCUGCCUUAAGACAACAAACAUAUACCGGUGUGUAAUAUGUACACAUGUUAGGAUGCAAAAGUCUCAUCUCAUUAGAUUUUAGAACGGAAGUGAAAGGAAUAGAGCCAAGAGCUUUUAGAAUAUUCUUCUGUGCAUUUUUUUUUAACCAUGCUCUAGUUCGUAGGUAUUUUUUCUUCUCCAACAAACAACACACUCUUCCAACCCGAACCGACAUCAUAUCAAGAAAACGCAACUGAGCGCGCAAAGCAAAAAGACAAUCUGCAGGAACGUAGGCUGGGCGAUUGAAGCUGUUUUUAGAAGUUUUUGCCCUCGGAACAAACUUAAUUUUAGUAGAACCGCAAUGAAGUUAGGUUGAAAAAUUUGCAUUUAAAUCACUUUUUCAAACAAAUGACAAUAAAGAGACACAUUCCAGAGCAAGAGCAAUCUCGAACGGGGAGCGUUAGCUUGUAAAAUGUCUUCAACUGCAUUUAUAGAAACACAGUGAUCGAAAGAGCAUAAAUACUACUUCUUUGGAAAAAAUAAAACUGGCAAGAAGGGAAGAGAAAUUUUAUUGUGAUAAGAUUCCUGAUAGAUAAAUAAAAUGUUUUAUAAGAAA
Messenger RNA from Culex quinquefasciatus (southern house mosquito), 3566 nucleotides. RefSeq names its product innexin inx3. The record is from RefSeq and is a predicted model, not a curated record. The transcript is spliced from 8 exons. Gene Ontology annotation, cellular component: gap junction; plasma membrane. Gene Ontology annotation, molecular function: gap junction channel activity. Lineage: Eukaryota; Metazoa; Arthropoda; Insecta; Diptera; Culicidae. Gene Ontology annotation, biological process: phototransduction. The coding region runs from base 580 to 1818 and encodes 412 amino acids.